Cladocopium goreaui is the source of this 1395-nucleotide messenger RNA. The record is from the annotation of a GenBank genome assembly. Lineage: Eukaryota; Dinophyceae; Suessiales; Symbiodiniaceae.
AUGGAUGCUACUGGAAGCACUCAAAACUUGGCGUUUCUGCGGCUGCAGCGCGUUUGGGAUGAGCAGCGCCAACGUCUCACAGCACCUUUCUAUGGACAGAAGGGCUUCCUUCGCUCGGAGGCGCAACAGCAGGACUUCGAGUGCUUCUUCGAGCGUUACCUCCGCUUCCUCCGCAGCCAGCCCCCGGACUACGGCCUGCCAGCAGCUUCCGCCGCCCCGCGCGCACCAACGGGCCAGGAGCUGAGGGGCGCCCAGCGGUUGGUGGCCGCACUGCCCAGGGUCUUUGAUCCGUGCCUGCGGAGGAACUUGGAGGUGAAAGGAGGGGAGGUCCGAGGCAUCGACCACUUGGACUCUUUGUUGUUCAGAGGGGUGCUGCAACACUAUGAAGAUUUCAGGCAGAAGAUGGCGCUGCAAAAGCUCCGCAAGUUGCGCGACACCAUCCGCAGCCUCCCGGCCACCGCCCAGCGGGAGCAGCUGGUGGAGGCGGUGAAAGCACACCCCGUGGUGCUGGUGGCAGGCGACACUGGCUGCGGCAAGUCCACCCAGGUGCCCCAGUUUCUGAUGGAGGCCGGCUUCCACCAGAUCCUGGUGACGCAGCCGCGGCGCAUCGCCGCCAUCUCGCUGGCGCGGCGCGUGGGCGCGGAGCAGAUGGACGUGGCGCAGAGGAAGGUGGUGGGGCAUCAGAUUCGUUUCGACUCCAGCCUUACAGAGAAGACCCGGAUCCUCUUCGUGACCGAAGGGAUUCUGCUCCGGCGCUUGGAAAGUGAUCCAGAGGUGAACGACUUUGAUGUGGUCAUCGUGGACGAGGUGCACGAACGACACCUGGUGGUGGACUUUGUGCUCGGAAUCCUGCGAGAGGUGGUGACCAACCGACGUCCUGGGCUCAAGUUGGUGCUCAUGUCUGCCACCUUACAGAAGGACCUCUUCACAAAGUUCUUCGACCUCCCGGAGACUGCGGUGAUCCAAAUCCCCGGGCGCAUGUUUCCCGUGGAGAUCGAACACAUCGCGCUGAAGGACGAGCCGUUGACCAUUCGGACCGAUGUUGUGAAGCGUGGCUCGCAACGGAAGCAGUUCGAUUGCGAGCCAUUUCUGGAGGUGUUGCGUCGCAUUGAAAGUUCUCUCAGGGAAGACGAGCGUGGAGAUGUGCUGAUCUUUGUGCCUGGUGCUUAUGAGAUUGAGGCCCUGGUGGGUGCCAUCAGCGAGCUGGCGCAGCGCUCGCGCUUCUGGCUGCCGCUGCCCUUGCAUUCGCAGAUGCCGGUGGAGCAACAGGACGGCACCAUGGGAAGCCAGGUGGUGCCCCAGAUCCCCCCAGUGAUGUUUGUUGGGGCACCACCAUUGCAAAUUCACAAGACCUUGUCAGCAGUUGAGGCUUGGGAGACGGUUUUUUACCUCUAA